AGCUGCCGAUUACCAAACCAUUGUUAGUGGUUGAGAGCCACCGUGCGCUAGUUGUGGCUUGUGAGUGAGCCCUCUUCUUCCCCUUCUCAGGCGACCGGCAUUCAGCCAUGUCGCCCGGCGGAAAGAAGAGGACGGCGUGCGUGACCGGAGGGAACGGCUACAUCGCCUCGGCGCUCGUCAGGAUGCUGCUGGAGAAGGGCUACGCCGUCAAGACGACGGUCAGGAACCCCGAUGACAUGGCGAAGAACUCCCACCUCCAGGACCUGCAGGCACUUGGCCCUUUGGAGGUCUUCCGCGCCGACUUGGAUGAAGAAGGCAGCUUUGACGAAGCUGUUGCUGGCUGCGACUACGCCUUCCUCGUCGCCGCUCCGGUGAACAUCCAUACAAAGAAUCCUGAGAAAGAGCUGAUCGAGCCCGCGGUCAGGGGAACUCUGAACGUGUUGCGGUCGUGCGUGAAGGCGGGGACGGUGAAGCGCGUGGUCCUGACCUCGUCGGCGGCCGCGGUCACCAGCAGGCCGCUGCAAGGCGACGGGCACGUGCUGGACGAGGACUCCUGGUCCGACGUCGAGCACCUCACCGCCACCAAGUUUCCUUACAGGGGAUACCCGGUCUCCAAGGUGCUCCUGGAGAGGGCGGCGUGCAGGUUCGCGGAGGAGCACGGCAUCAGCCUCGUCACCCUCUGCCCCGUCGUCACCGUAGGCGCGGCGCCGGCCCCGAACGCGCACACCAGCGUCCCAAACUGCCUCUCCCUUCUAUCAGGCGACGAGGCAGCGUUCGCCGUGCUCCACGGCAUCGAGAGGGGCACCGGCUGCAUCCCGCUGGUUCACGUCGAGGACCUCUGCCGCGCCGAGCUGUUCGCCGCCGAGGAGGACGCGGGGGCCGCCGGGAGGUACAUCUGCUGCAGCCUCAACACGACCAUCGCCGAGCUCGCGCGUUUCCUGGCGGACAAGUACCCGCACUACGGCGUCAAAACACAUCUGCUGUCCGGCGAGCGGCUUGAGAAGCCGAGGGUGUGCCUGUCGUCGGCGAAGCUGGUGAAGCAGGGAUUCGAGUUCAAGUACAAGACGCUGGAGCACAUCUACGACGACAUGGUCGAGUACGGCAAGGCACUGGGAAUCCUGCCCAGCUGAUGUGAUGCUCCUCUUCCUCUGCUUUCCGUCGAUGCUCACGAGUCUAUGCUGGUUGCAGAAUAAGCCUAUGGUUCUAGUAAGCUGAACCGUAGCGGUUCAGUCAGUUCAUAUCUUCCAAGGCAAAAAUAAUUGGAGGUGGAUUUCGAUCUUAUGCAAAA
Panicum hallii is the source of this 1288-nucleotide messenger RNA. RefSeq names its product anthocyanidin reductase ((2S)-flavan-3-ol-forming)-like. The record is from RefSeq and is a predicted model, not a curated record. NCBI's taxonomy places the organism in Eukaryota, Viridiplantae, Streptophyta, Magnoliopsida, Poales, Poaceae. Bases 108 to 1130 code for a protein of 340 amino acids. The transcript is spliced from 6 exons. Gene Ontology annotation, molecular function: oxidoreductase activity, acting on the CH-OH group of donors, NAD or NADP as acceptor.